UCCACGCGGUACAAAUCUACUGGACGUUCACUAACCAUAAGUCCCUGAUCAUCGAGAUUCUUUAAAUCCUAGCAGACUAGUACCAAUUUUUUUAAGAAGUCAUAAUUUCCCUCGCCUGCAUUUUUUUUAUCGUUAAACACAAAAAUAAAUAAAGAAAAAGGGUGAUGGAAACAAUAGAUGAGAUUGAGGGAGACGAAAGUUACUUGGAUCUUCUGGGUAUAUUAUUGGGCCCCGACAAUUCUCUCACCAACAGCGGUUAUGGUGGUGUUGUGGAUAAUGAUUUUUUAUCCAGUGUUCUUGUCACACAAGAAAGAGAAUGUUCGCGGAAGAGGAACGAGAUGUUCUUUUCAUGUUAUCCUGUUUCUGUCAAUGAUAUAUAGGGGACGCAGUGAUUCAUGUAGCAGAGCAGGGACCAAAGCUUGCCGCGAGAAGUUGCGGAGGGAUAGAUUGAAUGACAGGUUUCAAGAUUUGAGCUCUAUUUUGGAACCUGGAAGACAAGCCAAAACUGACAAACCAGCCAUCCUAGAUGAUGCUAUUAGAGUUUUGAACCAGCUUAAAGCUGAGGCUCAGGAGCUCAAAGAAACUAAUGAAAAGCUUCUAGAAGAAAUCAAAAGUCUGAAGGCUGAAAAGACUGAACUCCGUGAAGAGAAACUGACGCUCAAGGCAGAUAAAGAAAAGAUGGAGCAACAAUCGAGAGCUGUGGCUGUUCCACCUCCUAGGUUCAUGCCAACCUAUCCAGCAGCCUAUCAUGCUGCAGCAAACAAGAUGCCAGUCUUUCCCAGUUAUGGUCUGAUGCCAAUGUGGCGAUAUUUACCUCCAGCUGCUUGUGAUACAUCGCGUGAUCAUGAGCUCAGGCCACCUGCUGCAUAAUUCUUUUUUGCUCUUCAAUAUCCUGACAACUUUCAGAUGCUAUAUGUUGUCGCACAUGUAAAUAUAACUUGCUAUGCAUUAUACCUUAUUUUGAUAAUUCAAAUUAUUGGCAAGUGUAUUUGCUGGAGAUUGUUAGGAAGGUAGUUAGAUUGCAAGUAUUUUCUCGAGUAAAUCAUUUUAUCUCCACCGUGUAAUUGUAUGUUAGCAUUUUGAUUUUCCCAGGAGCUAUUAAUUAUCUUUCCUACGGUUUGCCAA
Molecule: messenger RNA, 1125 nt
Organism: Populus trichocarpa (black cottonwood)
Lineage: Eukaryota; Viridiplantae; Streptophyta; Magnoliopsida; Malpighiales; Salicaceae
Product: transcription factor bHLH104
Exons: 5
Coding region: 178-870 (230 amino acids)
Biological process (GO): regulation of DNA-templated transcription; intracellular iron ion homeostasis
Molecular function (GO): DNA-binding transcription factor activity; protein dimerization activity
Source: RefSeq, a predicted model, not a curated record